Messenger RNA from Suillus subalutaceus, 1387 nucleotides. Its product is annotated as alpha/beta hydrolase fold-domain-containing protein. Lineage: Eukaryota; Fungi; Basidiomycota; Agaricomycetes; Boletales; Suillaceae. Gene Ontology annotation, molecular function: hydrolase activity. The record is from RefSeq and is a predicted model, not a curated record. The transcript is spliced from 5 exons. The annotation marks the transcript as partial.
UGUCAUGUGUCCUCCACUCCUUAUAACGAGAAUGUGACCUUCAAGUAUUGGCUUUACGGGACUAUCUCGUUUGAUUACAUCUUAUAAUCCUGAGCCCCACUAGCACCAUGUCAGACCUUCCCUCCGCCAUCCACCCUGACAUCCUUCCCCGCCUCGACCCUGAAUAUGUCGCGAUCCACAACGCCCAUAUAGCACACCGCGUGCCCCCGCACACAAUCCCCUGGCAUCCGGAUAUCAGGAAGGCACCCUAUAUCCCCGGUGGCUCGCCUGUCAGAACGGUGGGGGCUGUCAAGGAUAUCAGUCUGCAGAACUGCAAGAUUCGGGCUUUCAUACCCGAAGGAACCCCUCCUCAAGAAGGGUGGCCGGUGUUAUUAUAUAUUCAUGGAGGCGGAUGGACGCUUGGGAGUAUCGACACUUUGAACUCGUUCAUAUCACGUCAAUGCAAAGAGAACAACUGUGUUUCAGUGGCUUUGGACUAUCGCUUGGCCCCUGAGAACCCAUAUCCUGCAGCAGUUGAGGACACGGUUGAUGCAUUGAAAUUCAUCUAUUACAACGGGAAGGCAGAGUUCAAUGCGAAUGUGAACAAGAUCGCGGUCGGAGGGUCGUCCAGUGGCGGAAACUUAGCUGCAAUUGCAUGUCUCAAAGCGCAAGAACAAACGCCUCCCAUCCCCAUCAUCUUCCAGCUAUUGAUUGUGCCUGUGAUCGAUAACACAGCAUCUGUGGCUGACGGCCGCUACCCGUCCUGGAAAGAGUGCCAGAACACCGUUUGGCUGAGCGAAGGGCGGAUGAUGUGGUUCCGCAACAUGUACCUUCCUGAUCCUGCGACUUGGACAGAACCAGACAACUCGCCCAUCUUCGCGUCGGAUGCUUUGCUUGCCAAAGUUCCGCCUGCUUUCAUUAGCGUCUGCGAACUCGAUAUUCUGCGGGAUGAAGGAAUCGCGUAUGGCGAGAAGUUAAAGUCGCUUGGGGUGAAGGUAGACGCAAAGGUUUACCCAAGAGCAUCACAUCAGAUUCUCGGGAUGGAUGCUGCACUGAAGGUUGGCAAGCAGCAAGCUGACGACGCCAUCAAGGCAGUGGGUGAUGCUUUCAAAGCAGCAUAGGUAUCGAUAUGAACGUGACAGAGAAGAGUAGAUGAAUUGUGUUUCCAACAUUAGGGGAGGGGGGUUCUUGUUGAAUGUCAGGUCGAAUAUAUGUACCUCACGGAUAUGUCUUAUGUUUCUGAGAUGACCCUCGCGGCCGCAGGUGUAAAAGUGAAUUCUUUUAGGUUUCGGCGCAAUGACUGGGCCUAGUUAAGAUGGACACCCGAAGAUCUAUGCAACGCAAAAAUAUUGUCAGCAGGUUUCGAACCAACUCCAAGAGGAACAGAUUUGGACUCUGUUGUGGCAAC